Molecule: messenger RNA, 2472 nt
Organism: Protopolystoma xenopodis
Lineage: Eukaryota; Metazoa; Platyhelminthes; Monogenea; Polystomatidea; Polystomatidae
Source: the annotation of a GenBank genome assembly
AUGGACCAUCCAGAACCGAUCAGCAAACCACGUCAAAUGGAAAUUCCACAAUGCCGUAAAGGUUUCACAUUGGUCGAGGCGCGCGCCUUUGUCGAUGAUGUAAUGGCUACUUUCCACAGCCUUGAGGAUAUGUCUGAUUUGCGUAUGAUGUAUGAGACAGGAAAGCAACUUAGCCGAGCUUACUUUGAUUGCCACCAGUAUCGGGCUGAAUUGGCACAGCAUCUGACUGCACUUGAUUAUCCUGCUUUUGCAUCAAAAAUGAUGAAAAAGCUCAAUAACAUGGGCGUUUUUAAGAACGAUGAUAUCUGGUUCUCUUCUUUUUAUUUCUAUAACACAACUUGGAAUUUCUCUGAUACCUGGCCCGAAUUGGCGACUGCAUUGGCUGUCGCAGGUCUGCCAAAUUUGCUCAAUCUUAACAUUGGGCAUCAGCCUUAUCUGGAGAACCUGUCUAGCAAAAAUGUCUAUUAUCUCAUUAAGGCCAGCCUUUCCAUAAUUCACAAUAUAGCCCGUGUUCCUGGCAAUACACACCAUUUUGCUGCUGAUUCAGUCAAACAGGCUUUACUUCAUCUCUCUCAGAGGGAGGAGGAUUUCUUGCGCUGUGUCUCCAUCCUCUGUCUAGCCUACAUUGUUGGUGAGACUGAGACAAGUCUUUUGACUGUAAUUCCUUCUCAUCCACUAGUAAGCACCGGUACUCUGGACAGUCUGCACUUAUUACUGGGCUACAUAAUCACUGCUCGAAUAUCCGACAAGCGUCGUUGUCAUGGUUUUCAAGUGGCCGAGCUUUUGGCCGCUCUGGCUUCACUUUCCACCAAUGAUAGCAUCAAAACCAGCCUGUUAAUUGCUACCAUCAGCAAGGUUGGCUUUCCGGGUAUACGUGAAAUCCCAAAUACCAACUAUAUUAGUGUACUCAAGGAAAUCAUCGAGGUAUACGUGAGCACCCAGAUUGCUACGGGUGGGCAAAGCGGACGCACGAACGCUAUUUCUGCAAGUCCGGUUUUGACAGCUCGUGAGGCUGAGGAGGCGAUUCGUGUCGUCUGGAGUUUGGUGCUCGAUCCUGGGCUUAACUCUAACGGCUUGUUAGGCCAGCUGGGUCCUGGAUGGCCUGCAGAGUUGCUUGAAAGUCUCGAGGAGACAGCAGUAGCCAACCAGCGCGUUGGUAUGAUACGUGCUCUCCAACUGAUUGCUCACCGAUUAACGACUGCAGCUGGUCAAACGACUCGGCAUCCUGAGGUAAAGAAGCCCACUGAAUCGGGCUAUAUCCUUGUCAGCUAUGCUUCCGCCCACGAGACGGCUGCCCUUAAGAUUUAUGACCGUCUACUUGCAGCCAACCUCCCCGUUUAUAUGCCAAGGCAUGCCAGUUCAUUUGCAGUGCCAAUUAGUGCUGCCGAUGCUGCAGCCUUUGGUCUUAGUGCGUUGUCUGCGAACUCGUCUAGCCAGACGGCUUACCUCGACCUUGUUCGUCGUGCUGGAGUCGUUGUUGUCUGUGUCGGAGAGGCUUAUCGUCUUAGUCCUGGUUGCCGAUUCGAACUCGAUCUAGUGACCUCGGCUGGUCUCACGGGGGAUCGUCAAUCGCGAACAGUGAUCCCAGUCGUGCUUCAGGCUAAGUAUCGGCCCACAGGUUGGCUGGCUACUGCACUUCCCGGUCGUCCAAUGAUUGACCUAAGCGGUCGACGUGAUCCAGAGCCCAGCUACGAGGCAUUACUUAGUCAAUUGGCCGAAAUAUGCGCUGAUGCCCAACGCCAUCUUGGGCCACUGGAAACUAUCGCAUCGGCAGUUGCCGCGCAAGCGUCUGCUGUGGUUGCCUCAACCACUUCUUCUGUUGCUCAGCCCGGGAUCCGGGUGGCCGGGAUUGGCGGCGACACAAUCGAUGGCCAUUUAGAGGCACACACAGGCCAAGUCAACCACACUGGGGUUCCAGAUGCUAGACUAAGUCACAUUUGUGGUAAUCUUGCUGGUCUCUCAAUCGGCGCAGCUGGGGCCGCGAUUGCAGGUACUGGCAGUGGGCCCGCAAGUUUAGCCCGCGACCACAGUUUGCCUCCCAUACCGGCCAUGGAUCUUAAAGCUGCUGCGGCUGCCUACAACCUGCCGGCCAUGCUAAGUCUACCGAUAAGUCAGCGUUGUCUUGCAGUGGCUGCUUGGCGCCGGGCUGUACGACCUGAAGUUCGCGCUUGGUCCACCUCAAAGACCGCCGCUUGGUUUAAGUUCAGGGGUCUUUCUCAGAUUACAUCCCAAACGUCUGGAGGCAUUGAUGGCAUCCUUCUAUCUCAACUUGCUGGCCUGCGACUAUGGGCACCAGAGUUUUUCGCGCAUUCCCUGCGUACCGAACUUGGUCUCUCGUUCACCGAUUCACUUCGUCUCCUGGAGGCGCUUGAUGAACUUGUCCCUGAGGAUCACGAGACAGGCAAGUUAGAAGACCAUGAUGACAUGGAUGCACACUCACACGCUAGUGGAUUGGAGGCAGGACACACCUAA